CAAAAGUACAAAAGAAAGAAAAUAAGGAGCAAAGUAUGUGAAUAUUAUCUUCUCACCAGCUGCAGUUUACAUGCCGCGCGUUUCCUGUUAAUGGUGUGACAUGAGCCUCGCUGCUCAAUUUCUGAUUGGCUGUCUGUUGCCAAGCGUCCAGCAGCAACAAGCAAAUACCGCUCCGUUUCACACUGAACAAACUUAGCACCGCAAUGCGGGGUUAACACCACAAAUGCGGUAUAUAUUCAUAACCCCGGGUAAAAUGCGGUGCUAACACCGCUUUCAAAUUACAGGUGUGAAACGUGUCUUGACACGGGGUUAAAAGCGGUGUUUAGAACGACGAUAACCCGGGGUUAAGGGCAGUGUGAAAAGCCCUAAAGUGCAGUUUUUAAAGGCGUCCGUUAUUUAAAUGAGCUAAUGUGAACCAAUAACAUUAUAGGGUUAUAGAAUCCAGUCAUUUUAGUCUGUAAUGACAGCGACAUAUUUCGUUUUACUUCUGUAUUGUUUUAAGUAAAAUAUCCUAUGUAUAGCCUACCAUAAUUGCUUUAUUAUGUUAAUCGACUAACCCUCGCGUCAAAACUGCUCGUCAAAACCACCUUUUUACUACGGAGGAGACGAUUCUCGUCGGAGACUGCUAGCAAGAUUCCUGAGAUCUUCAUUUGGAUUGAAUCCUUUCAUCUGGACUAAAGCAUUCUUAAGGACAAUACUCAAAACAAGAAUUUGUACAGCUUGUGGUACACUUUCUAUAAACUAUUUGCAGCCAUCAGUGGAUCUACAGGAAAUAAAGGAAUAUUCUGUCCCAUUAGUCUGAAACAGCAAAGCCUUUGCAGACCAACAGGAGAAUAAUUUGAAAAGUCUUCCAGCAGUUCAUAAGAGCCGAAAUUGAAGGAUCUUCAGUUCUCAUGGUAGAAUAAGAGACCAUAAAGAAAAUAAUGAGCAGUGAUUUAAGGGCUAAAGGAAUAUUUUUAUAACUCAAAUUCAAACACAAAGGUUAAAACUGCUUCCUUGUUUGUUCUGUGGCAUUUAACUUUCUGUGCACGUCAACAUACUGCACAAAAAAACAAAAAUAAAACCAUUAGAAACAGUCACAAUAUGAAUUACUGCUCACAUUUAUCAGCCAUGACCUUCACAAAGGCAAAGCAUCACCAAUAUCUACAACUAACAAACUAAAUAACUUUUUUACCCAAGAUUUUUUCAUGGAUUAAUUGAUCCUUUAUGCUAAGAAUCAUGUAUAGAUGAUAUGAAGUGCUGUUGAACCAUGCAACAUGGAUCUGCUGAACAGUUCAGAUGAGUUCUUCCUCAUCAAUGCCACAGUCAGUCCCACAACCCUGGAGUCCUGGGAUGACGCUACACUCCUCAGCCUACAGAUUUCCAUCUCUGCCAUGCUAGCUAUCGUCACUUUGGCCACCGCUCUGUCCAACGCUUUCGUGAUCGCUACCAUUUUCCUCACACGCAAACUUCACACCCCCGCCAACUUCUUGAUCGGCUCUCUUGCAGUGACAGACCUCCUGGUAUCCAUUUUAGUCAUGCCGAUCAGCAUUGUGUACACGGUCAGUAAGACUUGGACCCUGGGUCAGAUCGUGUGUGAUAUCUGGCUAUCAUCUGACAUAACGUUCUGCACAGCUUCCAUUCUGCACCUGUGCGUGAUCGCGCUCGACCGAUACUGGGCCAUUACCGAUGCUCUGGAAUACUCGAAGCGUCGCACCAUGCGGCGAGCGGCGCUAAUGAUUGGCGUAGUGUGGGUGAUCUCGGUCUCCAUCUCCUUGCCUCCUCUCUUCUGGCGGCAGGCGAAGGCCCACGAGGAGCUCACGGAGUGCAUGGUCAACACCGACCAGAUCUCCUACACGCUCUAUUCCACAUUCGGUGCAUUUUAUGUUCCCACGGUCCUCUUGAUGAUUCUCUAUGGGCGUAUCUACGUGGCGGCUCGCUCCAGGAUCUUCAAAACACCAGCGACCAGCGGAAAACGGUUCACCGCUGCUCAGCUCAUCCAGAACUCGGCAGGUUCUUCACUCUGCUCGCUGAACUCCACUUCUAAUCAGGAGGGACAGCUUCAUCCUGGAGGAGGAGGAGGAGGAGGUGGUGGAGGUGGGGGAGGAGGGUCUCCUCUUUUCACGAACAGUGUGAAAGUGAAGCUGGCUGAUAGCGUGCUAGAAAGAAAGCGUCUUUGUGCUGCUCGGGAGAAGAAGGCCACCAAAACUCUUGGGAUUAUUCUGGGUGCGUUUAUAGUGUGCUGGCUCCCGUUCUUCGUGUUCACGCUGGUGAUGGGGGUCUGUAAAGACUGCUGGUUUCAUCCUGUGCUCUUUGAUGUGUUCACCUGGCUGGGGUACCUCAACUCGCUCAUCAAUCCAGUCAUCUACACUGCCUUCAAUGAUGACUUCAAACAAGCCUUCCACAAACUCAUCAAGUUUAAAAGAUGCUAUUGAUGUUACACGCCUCUCAUGUGUUUUGACACGUUCAUGACUUAAUUAUGACAUAGUUUUUCUGCGGAAAAUAUCUGAAUCCUGUGAACGUUCAUCGUUCAGCUGCUGUCGAGGACCCAACGUACCUUGCCAUUCGUUUUUCAGUGAGCUCCUAAACACGCACAUAGUGUAUGGUCGAUGUAUAUUACUGUUCUCAUGAGACAGCUUGUAAAAUAUUGUGCCAUAUUGUUGAUGCUUCCUCGUAGUUUAUGAAUGCAUGCAAAGAUUAUGAAUCCUUCACUAGAGAGCAAUGUUCUACUGUCUCUGUAACCAAUAGCUGUCUAUAAACUGCCUUAUUUACCAGAAACAGACUGAUAUUAAUAUGAAAGACUAUUUAAAAAGAACACAAAUAAAUAAAGGUUGCUGUUCCCAUAGGAACAAAUAUAUGGGUCCCCUGAGGACAAAGCUGAAGUUCAUGGACAUUAGCAUAGACUCCCUAAAUAAAACUGUUCAUUAUAUAAGAUUAAACAAAGCUUUAGGUUUUGUAUUUUUGUGUGACAGAACUUUGCUGUCAGUUUCCUCUUUAAUUUUCAUGCCAGAGUUUGAAGAGUUUUAUGAUCAUGAAGAUGAAAAAGAGGCU
Molecule: messenger RNA, 3030 nt
Organism: Onychostoma macrolepis
Lineage: Eukaryota; Metazoa; Chordata; Actinopteri; Cypriniformes; Cyprinidae
Gene: htr1d
Product: 5-hydroxytryptamine (serotonin) receptor 1D, G protein-coupled
Exons: 2
Coding region: 1257-2414 (385 amino acids)
Biological process (GO): chemical synaptic transmission; regulation of behavior; G protein-coupled receptor signaling pathway, coupled to cyclic nucleotide second messenger
Cellular component (GO): dendrite; plasma membrane
Molecular function (GO): neurotransmitter receptor activity; G protein-coupled serotonin receptor activity
Source: RefSeq, a predicted model, not a curated record